This is a messenger RNA of Dermacentor silvarum, 1797 nucleotides long. RefSeq names its product G-protein coupled receptor dmsr-1-like. Gene Ontology annotation, cellular component: membrane. Gene Ontology annotation, molecular function: G protein-coupled peptide receptor activity. Gene Ontology annotation, biological process: G protein-coupled receptor signaling pathway. Lineage: Eukaryota; Metazoa; Arthropoda; Arachnida; Ixodida; Ixodidae. The record is from RefSeq and is a predicted model, not a curated record.
GCUACGAAGAGCGCAGCUAAAGCACUCAUGGCCGAGGUUCUCAACGUGAGCAGCAUGCUGCAGAUAGCGGACAGCCUGUACCUGGACGAGGAGAACCUGUCCCUGACAGAGACUAACCUGAGUGGUCCCUUUGCCGGCUUCGAUGUGUUCGAGGAGGAGGAGCUCCCUUACCACGGCGCCGAGCUUGGCCGCUUCCACACAUGGUACACGAGCCAUCUGCACGGCUACCUGAGCAUGACUGUGUGCGUGUUCGGCAUCCUCGCCAACGUGCUUAAUAUAAUCGUGCUCACGCAACGCAACAUGGUGUCGCCAACGAAUGGCAUCUUGACGGGGCUCGCCGUGGCCGACAUGCUGGUGAUUGCCACUUACUUGCCGUACACCAUCACGACGCACGUGAUGCCGCCCGCGCGCACGCAGAGCUUCGGCACUGCAGUCUUCAUUCUUGUGCACGCGCAUGUGAGCGUCGUCUUCCACACAGUGUCUACGUGGUUGACCGUGACGUUGGCCGUGUGGCGUUUCCUGGCCGUCAGCUUCCCAGCCUCUAGCAAGGAGUGGUGCAGCAUGCAGCGCGCCCGCUGGGCUGUCGUCAGCGUGUACGUGUCAUGCGCGCUUUGCUGCUUGCCGGUGUACCUUUCAUUCACGGUGCACCAGGAGGGCACGCCCCAAGAACCCUCCUACAAGGUCGACUUCAGCAACAUCACAGCGGCCAACGGCGCCUUUUUGCAAAAUCUAAACUUCUGGACCUAUUCGGUCCUGAUGAAGCUUGUGCCGUGCGUGGCCCUAACUGGCCUGAGCCUCGGGCUGCUGCGCGUGCUGUACGAAGCCAAGGCGCGGAAGCGACGCCUGCGGCGAGGGGCCAGUGGCCACAGUGGCCACGGAGGUGGCAGCGAAGAGGCCCGAGACCGCACCACACGCAUGCUGCUCGCCGUCCUGCUGCUCUUCCUAGUCACCGAAUUCCCGUCUGGCAUAGCUGCCCUUCUGAGCGGCAUCCUCGGCGACGACUUCUUCCUGCACGUCUACAUGAACUUCGGCGAGGUUAUGGAUAUAUUGGCGCUGGUAAACAGUGCCGUCAACUUCAUUCUAUACUGCUCCAUGAGUAGGCAGUUCCGCAAGGCUUUCGCCGCUCUCUUCACGCCUCGCAUCGUGGCCAAGUGGUUUCCCCUGACGUCCGAACCACCGAACAGUACCUACGCCACCACUUGUGUCUAGACCAGGCUGUGCGUGCACGCUGGCAUAGCGGUUUCUGGGCCCCGUGCGAGUGCGAGUGAACAAAGACUGCUUCAUCACCGUGGUGUCUCGUUUUGCUUACGUACUCGGGGAUAAUAUCCGGAUCUCAUCGUUCAUCUUACGUCUUAAGUUAACCGCUGACUGAUUUUUGCCUGCUCUUCCACCACAUUCGUCAUUUCAUCAUCAGCGUGCGUCACAAGGUAGUGAGAGAACAGAAAGUCCGGAGUGCAUGCUAAGCUGAGACUUUUUGUUUUGAGAUGCCAUGUCUGAGCUGGGCGGGAGAACAGGGAAAAAAUUUGCGAAGGAAGAGGCAAGAGCCCACGUUGGCAGUGAAGAAUUGCAUUGGACAGGCUUCUCUCCAGCUGCUUCUUGUUCGGUAUAUCAAUGCUGCAGCUGAAAGCUUAUUUACAAAUGAUACUGUGCAAGUAAAAUGAAGUGCCAAGGAGGAAAUCACGUAUGCCUUAUGAGCGUACUCCGUGAUGGACUGUAUUAUAGGAUAUAUAGUCGUAGCAUAUAUAUUAUCUUACUCAGCCAACACGAUACAGGCAGGCCGAGACGAGUUUUGGCCAU